This is a messenger RNA of Sarcophilus harrisii (Tasmanian devil), 4727 nucleotides long. RefSeq lists its product as uncharacterized. Bases 179 to 4600 code for a protein of 1473 amino acids. Gene Ontology annotation, molecular function: actin filament binding; beta-catenin binding. Gene Ontology annotation, cellular component: adherens junction; catenin complex. The record is from RefSeq and is a predicted model, not a curated record. Lineage: Eukaryota; Metazoa; Chordata; Mammalia; Dasyuromorphia; Dasyuridae. Gene Ontology annotation, biological process: cell migration; cell-cell adhesion. The transcript has 8 exons.
UUGCCCCUUCAUAGAAACAGACUCUUGUUUACAUUGCUCUUUAUACCAAGUUGGAGAGUAAGUUUCCUUUCCAUUUUCAUUUGACUGAGAUGGAGCUACUGGGAUAGGACCAGAUAAAAAGGAUUUUGAAUCUUGGAGACCAGGAAAGAAGGAAGAAAUCAGUGCCAGGUUAAACUCAAUGGAGGCUUUCCAUUUGUGUGACAUUAGUUCAAUCACCUAUAACAAAAACAUUGAGAGAAUUAUCUCCUCAAUGGUUGCCCAGCUUUGCCAUUUAAUUAUCUCAAUGGAGAGAAGAGAUGUGGAGAAUGAAACAUUUGCUGGCUUAGGGACAAUGGCAGAGGAGUUGGCAAAAGCCAGUGAACAACUGGCACAUUUUGCAAAAAGGUUGGCAGGAGAAUCUGAUGAGGAGGUGUUGAAAAUGGAAAUGGUACCAGCAGCUGAAUUUCUACUCUUGUCUGGGAAGAACAUAUUACUAGUGGCUCAGAAGCUCUAUAUUCACCCAGAUAAUCAGUGCCACCAAGAAGACCUAAUCAUCACAGCUCAGAAGAUCUUGGUGGGAACAGUUAAGAUCCUCCUCAUUGAAGAUGAUGCAGUGAUGAGAAAGAUCAUUCAAGUGGCUUGCUGGUGUCUGAAUUGCCUUGAGACCCUAGAGGCUGCAGAGGAUGGCUCUACUGUGCUACCUUCCUUCCUGAAUUUCUCUGAAGGUUUGCUUUUUCUGAACACUCUGACUGAACGCCGUCUGCUGGAACUAAAGUGGUCAGUUCAUCGUGACUGUCUGGCCCAGUGCUUGCAGCUCUUGAAGAACUGUAUUCCUCUAUGCUACACAGUAACAAGUAGCAACCUCAGGCAUCCCCAAGACAAUCAGGUGAGAGAGUCUAAGAGUUACAUUUUUGAUCUGACUAAGAAAACCCUUAAAGAACUAAUUGUCCUGUUAAAUGCUGAACGUGAACCCCAGAAGGACCCCCGGGAAAGAAGUGGGGUGUUCUCUCAGCACUUGGAGCAACUCCUGAUGCUACUGGCUGAGCCAGCACUAGAAACUGUCCUUCAGGGGAAUCUAGACUCUCUCUUAGGAGCAGUGGUAUUUCACAGCAUGCUUCUAGCUGAAUCUUCUAGACCUACCAUGAAGCUGAAGCUAGUCCAAUGCUGCCACUGUCUGUUGGAGCUUAGAAACAUGGUUGUCCAGCGCCUGAGCAAGAAGACCAGCCUGUCUUCAGUGGACUGCUCAAAUCAGGAUGUCAGGGAGAAAUGGGCCAUAUUGAGGCAUGAGGUGCAGAUUCUCGAGCAAACUAUGCAGACUGGGCUCCUCUACCAGAUCCUGGACACUUUCACAGAUGUUCAAGGACCUCUGAAAAGACUGAUUCAAGCUGCCUGGGCGGCUACAGUGCUUGGCUCUUCCUGGGACAGUGAAGAGUUUGCCAAAAGCCUCCAGCCUUUCAUUGAUACUUUUUGCAUGCAUUCUGAAAAGAUGUUCAAAGUGGCUCAUUUGGUCUUGGCCCGUUGUACUCAGCAGCAAAUUGGUAAAGAAAUAGAGGAAACCAUUUCUACCCUGCAAAAGCUUGUGGCCAGAGGGCUUCCCCUUUUCACCAAGAGACAAGAAGGGCUGAAUCUGGACUGUAUUUCUGAUACUUUCCAUGACAUGUACCAGGCCUGGGUCUGGGCUGCAGAAGGCUUGCUUUCAUGCUUUGAUAAUGUUUUUAACAUCCCCGAAUUCUUGGCUGUGUCCAUUGAGGAAAUGGCAGCACAUGUGGGUUUUUCUGAAUGGGCUUGGAAUAGUGGAAACGCCAAAGAAUUUUCCCGGCAUGUAGUUUAUCUUCAGGGUCGAGUUAAGCACAUAGUGCAAGUGAUGUACAGAUAUGUAGAGCAAAACCAGGAUCCUAUUUUUCGCAAUGGUUUGCGAGUUUUAAUUCAUCACCUGGAGAAUGCUAUUCCAGCAGUGACAGCAGCUGCCGAGCGGUGCUUGGAAAACAGGCAUGAUGUCCGAGCCAAGGACAUGUUUCUCAACAAGGCCAAGUUUCUUAUUGACUUUGCUCACGGUGUCCAAGACGCCCUGGAUGGCACUUGUCAUCCACAUAUCCUAAGCCCACUUGGCGACCAAGUCCAUGAAUUCAUCCCUCCCAAGGGACAACUAUGCCUUACUCCUCACAGCCUCCUGGAGAUCAGUAGCCCAGAACCCAUGGGCAAACUCAUUGGAGGAUUGAGGGCAGAAGAAUUCUUGAACACCUCACAUGGUCCUGAGGAAUGCCAUUUUAGGGACAGCCCCACACUCAGCCUCAUGGCUCCUAAGACCAUUUCACAGGGGGUGUCACUACCUGUCAUUAGAAGACUUGUCCUGGCUGUAGAGCAUCAUGACUUCCCAACAGUCAGUUCUGCUUGCACAGAGUUGCUGGAUCUUGCCAACUGUAUUGAUGCUGCUCAAGAAGCCUUGGUUGGGGAAAAGUCAUCAGAAUCAGGGGGGACAGAACAGACACAAGAUGACAUCCACUUAACACCUUAUAUGAUUGGCUUAGCUAAAGAAGUUGCCAAUGAGCCAGCUCCUAGUACUGGCAGAGUACUUGAAGAGGCUCUCCAGCUGUCUGAAAAGAUGACUGAAGCCCACCAGAGUUUGGCAGCUAUAGCUGGGGCCUGGUAUCCCUUUUCUCAGCAGUUGUUUUGUGGCAUCCUGAUUGCCGAUCUUCCAAGGAAUGUACAGAUUUUCAGUGAAGUCAGGCAGAACAUAAUGGACGUGGCCCAGCUAGCAGACAAAGCCGGACAGAUGCAUAUAGAUAAAGAAACCCCUUUGUUGAUGCAGAAUCCAGAACAAUUGCUACAGAUCCAAGCUAAACUCCAGAAAGUGGAGACUCAUGCCCGACACUUACUGGACAAGAUGUUUGACUCAAAUGGGCUGCAGUGUCUUAAGACUAGAGAAACAAUAAUCAAGGGGAACUGCCUUCUGUGGUCUGUGGCUGUCCAAGCCUUGCUAAGGAGCAUUGAUGGCUUCAUUGGGAGAGAUAACCUAUUUCUAACUGAGCUGAGGCAAGCUGUAAAGGACAAGUUGGUUGUGCAGGGUGGAUUGACCCCACUAGCUAGCACUUCUCUGAGGUUACAGGAAGCUGCAAGGCUGUCUUCUCUGUUGUGUGGUGAUAAAGGAAUUAGAGGGGAGGUGGUCUUGCUGCAGGAGGAGGUCCAUGUGCUGACCGAAGCUCUGCUAGAGGUGGCCAACAUCCUUGCCCUUUCUCCUCCUUUGGUACCCAACUUGGCCAUUCGUUUUGAACUUCUCCAACGGGAGCUUGCCCUUCAAGCCAGGCUCCUGGCAGCCCACCUCAGUAGCAUCAACAAAGACUAUGAAAGAACCAUACAGGAUACCAUUCAUCUGGCACUUUCUGCUUCCAGCGCUCCAGAAGAUGACAAGAUAAAGUUCAAGGCUGCUCUGGGAAAGAAUAUGACCCGAAUCACUUCUGGCAUCCAGACAAUUAAGAAAAUUGUGGAGGAAGGCCUAGAGCCUGGGCUUGGCCAGGAAAGCCUCCUCAGAGUAAUGGAGCACCUCAUCCUCCUUACUGCAGAUAUUGGACAGAAAGCCCACAUGCUCCUGGAACACCCUCAGGACAAGGUAUCUGGGAUUCUGGAAAGUCUUCAGUGGGAGUGGGCAGCUGAGGCUCAUUAUGUGGCAGCCCAGCUCCAGGUAUGGAGAAGCAGUCAUUCAUCAGCCCUGCAGCAUCUAGCCCAGGACUUGCAGACUAGAGGUGCACCUGUUGGGAUUCCAAGUGAGGAUCCUGACCUCACUCUGCCCAGUUGGGGAGAAGAUCCCAAAGAAGCAGAAAUUGACAAUACAGAAUAUAAGAUCACAUUUUCAAGAGGAAUCUCAGAUCCAGCUGCUUCAGAGGAACCUUAUCUGGAUCUGAAGGAUGAUGUUGCUGUGGCAACUUCUGGGAAGAAUCAGGGCAAGCUAGUUAGCAAGUCCCAUGGUGCUUCUUGUUGUCCAGCUGAGCCAACCCCUGAUCCCUACAAUCCAUUCUUGAGGGAUGACGCCAUGGAUAAGUGGAGGGACGGCAGCAACAGAAUUGAACAACUCACCAGAGAAAUGGCUACUGAAGUGUUUCACAUGGCCCAGAGUCUGAAGAGGAAAGGGCCCAUAAUGACCAAAGCCCAAUUAAUUACCUCUGCAAAGAAAACAGCUACUUCUGGACACAAGUUUGUUAAAUUCAUCCGCCUCCUUGCUAAGAAUUGCCUGGAUCAAAGAUGUGCAGAUGAACUCUUGUGUGUGUUGGAACAAAUUCAGACAAUGAGUAGCCAACUCAACAUCAUUUCCAGUGUCAAAGCAGCUCUAGCAAGCAGCAAGUCCUCUGAAGAGCUCCUUGUGAACAAUGCCCAGAACCUCCUCCAGGGUGUUUUGCACACUUUAAAGGCAGCAGAAGCAGCAUGUCUCCGAGGCUUAAGGGAGCCUCUUCUAGAUGCAGAUGAAAUGGAGGCAGCAGCCUUCUGCAUGCAAUGGAAAAGAGAGUUGCUAAAGCACAGAUCUGAAGAAGCAUCAAAUGCAGACCGAGAUGAGUCUGGACUACGCAAGACAGCAGCAAACAAAGCUCCCACACUCGUGUCCAUGGUUCAAGAACCAUGGACCACUUAAACCUUAAAUCCAAAUAUGUUCUUUGUGACACCAUUUUUACCUAUAGAGAUCCACCACCCAAUGCAAGGCACAGAGCUGACUAUCACAUUUCCGAUCAAAAACCCCAAGUGACUUCCUAUACAAUAGG